AUGUGCCCCAUGCUGUUCACUGUCAAAGUAUACUCAAUCGCCGACAGAUUCCAGGUGGAAUAUCUCAAAAUUCAAGCAAAAUUAACUUUCGUCACCCUCGCCCAAGACAACUGGAACUCGGAAGACUUCUUGACUGCUGCUUUUGAAGCAUACAAAACAACACCAAAGUCGGAUCGAGGUCUUCGGGAUGUGGUCGUUGCGGUCUGUCAGAAACACAGGAAAGAGCUGCGCGAGAAGGAAGCAUUCGAGAAACUGGUUCAAGAAACUCCCGGACUUGCUACCGAUCUAGUGCUGCUUUCGCACAGGUGGUUGCCUCAGUCUGCAUCUACAAGAGUUCGUCUAGUUCAGUCCUUUUCUUGUCUGUCUUGUUUUGCAAAAUGGCAGAUCCAGGUGGGGUUGGCAGAGUACUUUACCAUAUGCCCAUUUUGCCAGGAUGAUAAGGUUGGGGCUUUUUGA
This is a messenger RNA of Penicillium digitatum Pd1, 456 nucleotides long. RefSeq names its product BTB/POZ domain-containing protein. The record is from RefSeq and is a predicted model, not a curated record. NCBI's taxonomy places the organism in Eukaryota, Fungi, Ascomycota, Eurotiomycetes, Eurotiales, Aspergillaceae. Gene Ontology annotation, molecular function: protein binding.